AUGUAUUUUGAAGAAUUUGCAUUCAAUUCCUAUCAAAUUGAUAGUCAUUUUCUUAUUUUACUUGAUAUCAUUAAUUAAUCGAUCGAAUUUGUUUUUCCCCAUCAAAUAAAAUACAAAUAAAUAAAUAAAAACAAUCAAAUACAUUUUUAUGAUUGCUUUUAAAAAUAUUAUUUUUAAUAAAAAUUUUUAAACACAUUAGAUAGAUUUAUUAUUUAAUCAAAUCACACUUUAUUUCAACCUAAUUUUCAAAUUUUUAAAAAGACUUAAAAAACAAAAAAACACGAUUUUCCUCACUCACAUAUUCAAAUUCAUUCAUUUAAAAAUGUUACUUUUAAAUAAAAACAAAAAAUAAAAAGAAAGCAUUAAAAAUUCGCUUAAACUAAGAUAAUUCAAAUAUUUCUUUUGAAAAUUUUUUUGUUUGCUUGCUUGCUAAAUUCCUUUCUUCUACUUUCUUUUUCAAACAUUUUUUACAAUCAAAAAUUAAAAACACAAUUUUAUUUAUUUUCAAAAAUUUAAACCAUGCUUUCAGUCUGUCAGUCAGCCAAUCUUUUUGAUGAACUCGAGAAGAAGGAAGAUCAUUUAACUUUUAAUAAGCUUGUUUGGUUGCAUAACUCUAUUUUAUAGUUUUAAAUAAAUUGA
Messenger RNA from Tetrahymena thermophila SB210, 639 nucleotides. RefSeq names its product transmembrane protein, putative. The transcript is spliced from 2 exons. The record is from RefSeq and is a predicted model, not a curated record. NCBI's taxonomy places the organism in Eukaryota, Ciliophora, Oligohymenophorea, Hymenostomatida, Tetrahymenidae.